AAAGAAAUAGGGUCAUGUGGUGGGAAGACAGAGUGGUGAAAUGAAUGCAUUUGAAAACACAGACUAUUACUCAUGGAGGAGCCCAGGAAGAGGCUCCCGAUUUGUGUUCCAUCCUGGACGAGCAUGGGAAGGACUUGGAGACCAAGCAGAUCCUCAUGAGGUGAACAACAGGGUGGCCAGGCUCUUCGAGUGUCACUCAGAUGACCCACGCUUCCACAAGAAGAAGCAGAUCCCACGUGUGGUCUCCAUGCUUACCAAGGAACUUCAUUUUUGUCAGUAAUCAUUCUGGGAUCAUUCUAGCUUAGAACCUAUGGAUCAUUCAUGGAUUAGAUUUUGUUUAAUGCUCUUGAAGUAUCUGGACAUUUAACAGGAUUUUAACUUCAAGAAAAUUUAUUGAUUCAACAAGUAAGAAACUUUCUGGUGCUGCCUGUGUUCUCUGAAUUUUGAGAGACUUUAAAAAUAUGUUACUCAUUUGAUGACUACAAUUUCCUCAAGAUUAAUUUUCUGUUCUCAUUUGAUGACUACAAUUUCCUCAAGAUUAAUUUUCUGUUCGUAUUUCUUUCACCUUGCUAUUGCACUUAGUACAUGCAACAGAAGUGACCUCUGGAGAAGACCCUUGACUGUGUCUACAGUGGUGGCAUUGAAGGAGUCAGAGUCCUGUUGGCAAACAGAAUCCUAGUGCUUGACAAAAAACAGACAAGAAGAUAUUCAUUGGCCUGUAUUGCAGAAAGUGGCUAUAGAGUAUGGUUUGGGUGAUUUUUUUUCCCCAAUGGUUUAGGGCAGAUUCACAUGCAAAAAAAUUUCCCAGAUAAAUUAGAAGACAAGAAACAUUUUCAUGAUCAUAGUGCACAUCAGUCAGGAUCCCGUCUGGAAAACAGAAAACAUCUAGGUGUUUUAAUAGAGGAAAUUUAACACAGGAAAUUGACUUAGAUAGAUGGUACAAGAAAAGCCAAACAGCAGGAAGUUGUUACCACACCCAGAGCUCAGAGGAUAGUAGGAAGAGGCACAGUUCCUGAGUUCAAAGUUGUUACCACACCCAGAGCUCUGAGGACAGUUGGAAGAGGCAUAGUUCCUGAGUUCAGAAGCUGGGAUUAUCCACAAGAGCUGGAACAUGUGGGGUCCCUGGUGGGAAACCAGAAUCAUGGAAGGAUUAUAGAAAAUGGAGCCAUGAUAAAGACAGAGCCACUACCUAAGAUGGAGGCAAAACCAGAGCUACAGAAGAUCCAGAGAAAUAACCAGGCCUUGCCUCUCCUACCCUCCAGUCUUUCAACAACAGUUUACGAUUCCAGCCCUACCUGGAAGCCAGCUGGUGAAGGUCCUGGGGAGUGUAAUUUCCCAUGGCACAGAGCAGAGCUGGAGAUAGUGAGGCAAAGCAGGAACAAGAAAUAGAUGUAAACCUGGCCCAGAAUAAGAAUUUAAGUAAAGCAAUCCCUCGAUAUUCAACAGUCCAUCUACUCGAUCAUUUUUCCAUUGAGUUGUCAGAUAAUCUAUGUAUAUGCAAAAUAAUCUGUUCUAGCUUUAAAAUACACCUAGAACUUUUUAGAUUAUUCUGAGCCCUAUUUCAAGUAAAAAAAAUGGUUACUUCUGAUUUUGUAAGUGGGAGUUUAUGGUAGAGACUUUUAGCACUUUGUUUUCAAGAUGGUGUUUUCUUUUGAAUUCUUGAUAAACUACUUUUUAUCUUCCUAAUAACUGGUUAACAAAUGUUCAUAUUUAUUGAUUAAAAUGUGGUGGUUUAAUGCCUUAAAAAAUU
This is a messenger RNA of Tupaia belangeri chinensis (Chinese tree shrew), 1750 nucleotides long. Its product is annotated as caspase-7-like. Lineage: Eukaryota; Metazoa; Chordata; Mammalia; Scandentia; Tupaiidae. Bases 41 to 280 code for a protein of 79 amino acids. The record is from RefSeq and is a predicted model, not a curated record. Gene Ontology annotation, molecular function: cysteine-type endopeptidase activity. Gene Ontology annotation, biological process: proteolysis. The transcript is spliced from 2 exons.